ACAGCAUUGCUGCUACACGUUGAGCUGGAGUCAAUCAUUUGAGAGCAGGCGCUGAAAUAAACAAAAUUUCAUAUUUUACAACUGAAAGUUAAAAGUUUUACAAGUUUUCAAUCAUCAACUCGUAUCGAUUGCAAGCAGUCUGCUCCGUCUGCACUCGCAUUGAGGAUGCUCACCAAACGUUUGGACCAGCUCCGGGCUAUGGCAGUGGCACAUAACUUGCUCACGGGCCGCUCAACUGCUGCUCAGCAAGUUGGUCGCAUUUACAGUACAAAGAAAAUGCAAAAUCAACAACAGCAGCAGCAGCAGCAGCAGCAGCAGAAGCAGCAGCAGCCGCAACAGCAGCAGAAACAACAACAACAGCAACCACAGCAGCAGCCGCAGCAGCAGAAGUCGUCCAAGCAAAUGCCGCAGCAAAAGUCCUCCAAGCAAAUGAAGGAGCAGCAGCAGCAGCAGCAGCAGCAGCAGGAGUCAUCGCAAAAGCAAGAACUAUCGCCAGAGCAAACACCAUCGCAUGACGAUGAGUCGAAGGGUGGAGCGGCCAUGUCGGAAGUCGAUUGGCUGACGCAGGAGCUGGCCACCAUCAAGGUGGAGCACAAGCAGCUGCUGGACAAGUACAAGCGCGCGCUGGCCGACGGGGAGAACUUGCGCCGUCGGCUGAACAGGCAGAUCGACGAGGCCAAGCUCUUUGGCAUACAGGGCUUCUGCAAGGAUCUGAUCGAGGUGGCCGAUGUACUGGGCCAUGCCACCCGGUCGGUGCCCAAGGACAAGCUGAGCACAAAUGCCGAACUGAAGAGCCUGUACGAGGGCCUCAAUCUGACGCGCGCCUCGCUGCAGCAGGUGUUCAAGCGGCAUGGCGUCGAGAUCUUGGAUCCGAUCAAUCAGAAAUUCGAUCCCAAUCUGCAUGAGGCGCUCUUCCAGACGGUGGACAAAUCGGUCGAUGCCGACACUGUGGUGCAGGUCAACAAAUUGGGCUACAAAUUGCACAAACGUUGCAUACGCCCCGCUCUGGUCGGCGUCUCCAAGCGCUAAACAGCAAAGUCAUGCAGUGCAAAAAAAAAAAUAUAUAUAAAUAUAUAUAUCUGUAUAUGAAUAUGCAUAUAUAUGUAUAAUGCAUAUAUAUACAUAUACAUAUACAUAUACAUCUAUAUAUAUAUGUAUGUAUUCUGGACAGUUCCAAGAGCCAUUCAAUAUCCAUAAUACCUGUCCACAUGGCCACAUGGCCACAUGGUCAAGCACACAUUGUUCGCAAAAUUUUCUUUGUCAUGCCACAAAAUUCACAUAAAAUUCACAUUCACGCACUCAGCCAGCCAACGUAGACAGCUUAAAGUUCUCAUAAUAAAAAAAAAAAAAAAAAAGGAAUAA
Drosophila mojavensis is the source of this 1362-nucleotide messenger RNA. Its product is annotated as grpE protein homolog, mitochondrial. Gene Ontology annotation, biological process: protein folding; protein import into mitochondrial matrix. Bases 166 to 1029 code for a protein of 287 amino acids. The record is from RefSeq and is a predicted model, not a curated record. NCBI's taxonomy places the organism in Eukaryota, Metazoa, Arthropoda, Insecta, Diptera, Drosophilidae. Gene Ontology annotation, molecular function: protein homodimerization activity; adenyl-nucleotide exchange factor activity; protein-folding chaperone binding. Gene Ontology annotation, cellular component: PAM complex, Tim23 associated import motor. The transcript has a single exon.